AGCAAAACGCCGGGCACCCCAUCUUCUCAACCCUCAUCACCGCCCGCCUUCAUCAAAGUCAGUCAACCGUACAACAGCGCAACAACAAUCGUUCGAACGUAACAGCAACAGAAACAACAACAACAACAGCGCAAUAACAACAAGCAACAAGCAACGAGCAACCAACAACGACAACGACAACGACAGCGACAACGACAACGACAACAACAACAGCAACAACAAAAAUAACAGCGGAACAACAGCAAUCAUCAUGUCUUCAUCUGUUUGGAUUCGGCUCUACUACCGGUACAACGGAAAGGAUGAACCAGAGGCGCAACCUGUGGAAAUCGAUCCGAUCCCCAAGAAUAUUGCUGCCUUGGCAGAGGCUGUUAAGGCCAAAAUGGCGGAGGAACUCACGCACUGUUCUGCUGCUAAGCUUGUUGUCUACAAGUCAGGAACCACACCCUCUCAGGACUCGGCUUUGAAUGUAUGGGAUCCCGUACCCUCCAAUUCUUCGGGGCCGCAGCCUUUGAUUGUGGUGGCACCCGGUCCGAAGCAAGCAGAUGACCACACUGAUGCUCUUGCCCGAAUUGAGAGGAAAUUGGAUGACAUGGCAACUGUUGACGUGCCCAUGUCAGAAGCAACAUCGCGUUUUGCAUCAUCAUUGCUUGAAGAUCUGAAGGUGAAAAUUACUGUCCUCUCUCCAAACACAAAUCCUGGGGAAGGGAAGGUGCGAACGUAUCCUUGGGGGGAGAAUGAGCAUGAGACAGAGGGACAACCAGGCUGCAAGCAAAUCCUAGAGGAAGAGAUACUGCCGCUGUUUGUGAAUGGCCAGAAGUAUGCCUUGUAUGAUGUGCGCAGUCAGUUGCUUAGACUGAAGGCAGGGAAGCGGAAGUCGAAUGGAUUUUCUGAUCUUGCUGUUGGUCCCCAGACAUCGAUGAGCUUUGCAGAGACUUCGGCCAAGGAUCUAAUGCUUUCCUAUACAGAUGCACUUGUGGAGCUCAAACGGGCAAAAUCAGACCUUAAGCCAGGGCCGCUGCUCCUGCGAUUGGUCUCUCUCUCUGAAGUCUCUGAGAACGGUCAAGGUGUUGUUGUGUUGGGCACCGACUGUGCAACAAAGUGGCGAUUGCUGCAUUUUUCAGACUACAACAGGAUCAUGGUGCAGCCCUACACAGACGGGAAAAAAUGCAUUGCUGAUUUCAAGACCCUAAUGGAGAAAUGUACGAUGAGAAAGGGAGCUAAUGUGCCCCCUGAAAAAUCGGCUACCAUCCAUGAAGACACUGGUGUGGAAAAUGAAAUUGAAAUGGCAGAGUUCGGGAUCAAAGAAACUGCCAAAGACGGUGCAAUCGCUCGGGAAACAAAGCUUAGAAAGUUUGCCAGUGCCUUGGAAUAUUGUUAUGGUGAAACAUUAGAAGUUCCUGCUUGGGCGAAAGCAUCAGAAAGCUGCCGCUCAUACUUCGUGUGAAGCAGGUGUGGGAUUUUGAAGAAGAUUAUGUCAUCCAAGGGAUUAAUUAAAAGGUCGAAUCAAUACAUCUUCGCGAAGCCUUGCGUGGUGCAGCAUCAAUCUUGUUGAAUAAAACUAAGCUUGUGUAUCUCAAGUCAUGGUUGUGGUCUCUUACACACUCUCUCUAGAUGCAUCCAAACCUCGUC
Seminavis robusta is the source of this 1629-nucleotide messenger RNA. NCBI's taxonomy places the organism in Eukaryota, Bacillariophyta, Bacillariophyceae, Naviculales, Naviculaceae. The record is from the annotation of a GenBank genome assembly.